Molecule: messenger RNA, 2169 nt
Organism: Cloeon dipterum
Lineage: Eukaryota; Metazoa; Arthropoda; Insecta; Ephemeroptera; Baetidae
Gene: RpA-70
Product: replication protein A 70
Exons: 6
Coding region: 97-1989 (630 amino acids)
Biological process (GO): double-strand break repair via homologous recombination; nucleotide-excision repair; meiotic cell cycle
Cellular component (GO): DNA replication factor A complex; nucleus
Molecular function (GO): damaged DNA binding; single-stranded telomeric DNA binding
Source: RefSeq, a predicted model, not a curated record
GGCCUGUAGAUUUCUGUCAAUUGUUGUCGUGCACGUGCAACUUGCACAUCUUGUGGAAAUUCUGAGCACCCUUACAUUUGUGACAAACACUUCGACAUGGCCGUCGUUCUCAGCGAAGGAAGCAUCAAGGGGUUGGCAGUCCAGAAACAAAAUGCUGAAGAACUUGGCUACCCGAAUGUGCAGAUCAUCGCCCUAAAAAAAGUGAGCAAGAAUGGCGAGCACGAAAGGUACCGGGUCAACAUCUCUGAUGGCGUGCACUUCCUGUCCUCCGGAGUGCUGGCAUCUCAGCUAAAUGCGAAGGUUGAAUCCGGGGACCUUGUGGAAUACACCAUUGUUACUUUAAAACACACCAUCAACAGCAGUAUCAAGGGCAAAAGUGGCUCAGGCGACAGAAACAUACUGAUUAUUCUGGACUGCGAGGUUGUGGUGCAUGGUUCUGAAAUCAAUGAGAAGAUCGGUAACCCUACAGCUGUGUCCGACAAGGACAUAGCUGACGCCUCAGAGAGGGAGAAUGGAAACGUGAAUCAUGCAACUGCAGCUCCCCGCGCCGCUGAGCAGAGCAAGCCUUCGCCGGCCAUACCUUCGCCAGCAAUUGUGAAUCGAGAUUUGUCUCCUGUCGGGCAGCAGCCCACAAAGAGGCCCAGACUGGACAUGGGUGUGCACGAAAACAACAUCCGCCCCAUCAUGUCCAUCAACCCAUUCCAGAACAAGUGGGUCAUCAAGGCCAGGGUCAUGUCAAAACCUCCAAUCAAACACUAUGAAAAUCAACGAGGUCCGGGCAAGCUCUUCAGUUUGGAAAUCAAGGACAGUUCUGGAGAAAUCAGAGCUACUGCCUUCAAUGAGGAAGUGGAUAAGUUCUACGACCAUAUUAAAGAGGGAAAGGUCUACCUGAUUGGAAACUGUACUGUCAAAACAGCCAACAAGAAGUUUUCCAACUUGAAGCAUGACUACGAACUGACCUUCAACCGCGAUACUUUCGUCAAUGAAAUCGAGGAUGACUCAAGCUUGCCCGUCAUGGAAUUCCAAAAUGUCACCAUUGAAUCCCUCAAGAAUCUUGCUGUUGAUACGAUUGUGGACAUUGUUGCUGUCUGCCAGGCUACGUCAGAUUGUCAGACCUUGAUGUCACGGGCAACCCAAAAGGAACUGAAAAAGAGAGACAUCACCCUUGUGGAUGACUCCAAGCAUGCUAUCACCCUUACUCUGUGGGGAGAACAGGCACAAAACUUUGACGGUAGCACCAACCCGGUUGUUGCCAUCCGCAACGCCUUGGUCAAGGAGUUUCAGGGCAGCAAGAGCCUCAGCACUGGACACUCUGCAGUCAUGGCGAUCAACCCUGACAUCCAGAUUUCGCACCAUCUCAAAGGGUGGUAUGAAAAUUAUGGUUACAGCAUGACAUUCAGUGGAGUGUCUGAUGGUACCCCUGGAGCACCAAAACUAGGCUACGAACCUUGGAAGAACCUGAUCUCCGUGAAGGAAGAGCAGUUGGGCAAUGGCGAGAAGCCUGAUUACUUGGGCGUUGUGGCCCACGUCAUGGCCAUUAAGAGAGAAAAUUGCUACUACUUGGCCUGCCCAAAACCCGAGUGCAAGAAAAAGGUGAUUGACAAUGGAAAUGGCAACUACCUUUGCAACAAGUGCAACUUCGAGUAUCAGGACUGCAACCCACGGCUGAUAGUGAAUGUGAAUGUCGCUGACUGGACGAGCAACACCUGGGUGACCCUCUUUGAUGAGGAAGCCAAACAGAUGCUUGGAAUCACCGACAACAAGGAGUUUGUCAAACUGCAAGAAAAUAAUCAAGAAGCUUACAACGCCAUUUUCGAUGCUGCUCGCUUCAAGCAGCUGCAGUUGAAACUGCGGAUCAAGAUGGAAACAUACAAUGACGAGAAGCGAAUCAAAUCGUCCGUCGUCAAAAUGGAACAGCUUGACUUGACCCAUCACAACGCUCGCCUCCUGAGCGAGAUCAACCAAAUGAGAGCCCAGCUCAACGUUUAAUUAUUCCUCAUCGAAAUUGUAGUUUGAAUUAUCUUAAUCAUCUUUAUUAUCGUUGUUUGCUCUACAACUGUGUUACAAUCUAAAUAAUGGAGGAUUAUCGUAGAAUUUUUUUUUCUUUUUCUUAAACAAUCCUUUCAAUUUUGUAUCUUAAUAUAAAUAAAAUCAAUCUUCUCAUUAUAA